This is a messenger RNA of Suricata suricatta (meerkat), 1417 nucleotides long. RefSeq names its product gastrulation brain homeobox 2 (gene GBX2). The transcript is spliced from 2 exons. Gene Ontology annotation, cellular component: nucleus. NCBI's taxonomy places the organism in Eukaryota, Metazoa, Chordata, Mammalia, Carnivora, Herpestidae. Gene Ontology annotation, molecular function: DNA-binding transcription factor activity, RNA polymerase II-specific; RNA polymerase II transcription regulatory region sequence-specific DNA binding. The record is from RefSeq and is a predicted model, not a curated record. The coding region runs from base 1 to 732 and encodes 243 amino acids. Gene Ontology annotation, biological process: regulation of transcription by RNA polymerase II; regulation of nervous system development.
AUGAGCGCAGCGUUCCCGCCGUCGCUGAUGAUGAUGCAGCGCCCGCUGGGGAGUAGUACCGCCUUCAGCAUAGACUCGCUGAUCGGCAGCCCGCCGCAGCCCAAAAGACAAUCCGCUAAGGGAGCGAAAGGCCCGAGUGGCGGUGGGAAGGGGGAAAGGAAGACCAGUGUGCGAAAUGUAAUAAAACGCCGUUUGGUUUUGCUUUCAGUCGGGGCUGUCAGAGGGCAAGGGAAAGACGAGUCAAAGGUGGAAGACGACCCGAAGGGCAAAGAGGAGAGUUUCUCGCUGGAGAGCGAUCUGGACUACAGCUCGGAUGACAAUCUGACUGGCCAGGCGCCUCACAAGGAGGAAGACGCCGGUCACGCGCUGGAGGAGGCCCCGCCGAGCGGCGGCGCCGCGGGCAGCACCACGUCCACGGGCAAGAACCGGCGGCGGCGGACUGCCUUCACCAGCGAGCAGCUGCUGGAGCUGGAGAAGGAGUUUCACUGCAAAAAGUACCUGUCGCUGACCGAGCGCUCGCAGAUCGCCCACGCCCUUAAACUCAGCGAGGUGCAGGUGAAAAUCUGGUUCCAGAACCGCCGGGCCAAGUGGAAACGGGUGAAGGCCGGCAAUGCCAAUUCCAAGACAGGCGAGCCCUCCAGGAACCCCAAGAUCGUCGUGCCCAUCCCCGUCCACGUCAGCAGGUUCGCGAUCAGAAGUCAGCAUCAGCAGCUGGAGCAGGCCCGGCCCUGAGGGCCCAGGGAGCUAGGGCCUGGAGCGCCAUGGGAGAAGCCACAGCUCUGGAAGGAACCCGCAGUGGCCCUCUGCCGCAUUUGAAGUCACCCCCCACUCCCUACCCAACUUGGGACAUCCCCAGCACACCGAGAGAGUAUAUUCAUUCAAAAGGCUGAAGACUGCUUUCGAAGGGGCUACAACCAUACCUGAUGACACACUAAAUAUUUAUUAUACUAUCCUGCUUUGUACAUAGAUAUCUAUAUAAACUGUGGAUCGCAGCUGCAGUAUUUUAAAAGUUACGGGACCAAACUGCCCAGUAAUAUUCUCCGCCCACAUUCCAGAAGAAAACAAAACGUAUCUGCUGUAGUCUGCCUCGCAUAACAGGCCACCUUUCCAUACUUUUCCAAAGGUAAACAUGACACUCAAGAACCGACCCUCAUUUUUGUUUCUCUUUUGGGUUUUUUCUUUUUUCUUUUCUUUUUUCUUCUUUUAGUUGACUGAGAAGCAGACGUUUGGGGGCAGCCUGGAAAUUUGCUUUGCUUUGGUUUUGCCUGGCUUUCUUUCCUGGGGUUGCACAUCCUAUCUGAGCCACAUUUGAAGCACGUCUCCGUUGUGUUUAAUUUAUUUCAAUGUCGCUUAUUUUCUUAUAAGUUAUGACAUUUAAGCAAUUGCAGUCUUGUGAAUAAUAAAAAGGAGAGAGAGA